Molecule: messenger RNA, 2912 nt
Organism: Cynoglossus semilaevis (tongue sole)
Lineage: Eukaryota; Metazoa; Chordata; Actinopteri; Pleuronectiformes; Cynoglossidae
Product: extracellular calcium-sensing receptor-like
Biological process (GO): G protein-coupled receptor signaling pathway
Cellular component (GO): plasma membrane
Molecular function (GO): G protein-coupled receptor activity
Source: RefSeq, a predicted model, not a curated record
UACUGACUCCACCUGACAACUCAUGACCUUAGUGAUGUCACAGAUGCUUCCUUUGACUACUGCCUGCCUUUCGCUGAACACACGCUCACUGCAGUGUAUAAAUCAGCCGACUACCUCCGGCGUGAACUCACUAAACUACUCACUGCAGAGUUGCGCUGCAGUGACGUGCCAACGAUGGCCCUGCUGUUGACAACAAACAUUGUCCUUCUCGUGCUCCCUGUGUUCAGAGGUUCACCAGGCUCUGCCUCUGCCCAGGAUCAGUGUGUCUUCCUAGGGGGGAACGUUCCGGAGAGUGUGUAUGGAGAUGGAGACGUAAUAAUAGGGGGUUUAUUCCCUUUUCACUACAGACCUGUGUCUUCUCUACCAACAUUUGAAACCAAACCACCCCCUGUUAAAUUCAAAAAUUUUCUUUCUCGUCCUCUGCGCUGGAUGCAGACGAUGACUUUUGCCAUUGGUGAGGUCAACCGUCGCUCUGACCUCCUGCCACACUUAAAACUAGGCUUUCACAUCCGAGACAGCAGCGACGACAUCCUGGUGGCUUUGAGAGAAUUACUGGUGCUGGUGAACGGGCAGCCGGAGAGCAUGAGUGGAGACAACGCUACAGACAAGUUAGGAUGUGCUGCCGUUAACAGACCUGUUUCCCCCGUGGUCAUCGGAGGUGCGGCGUCUGGGGUAUCGAUGGCUCUGCUCAGAAGUUUAGGUUCUUUCCAUAUUCCACUAGUGAGCUAUUUUGCAUCUUGCAGCUGUUUGAGUAAUAAAAAGGACUUUGGUUCCUUCAUGCGGACAAUGCCAAGUGAUGCCUUUCAGGUCAGAGCCCUGGCCCGGCUGCUCACCCACUUUGGCUGGUCCUGGUUAGGAGUCAUCGGCGUAGAAACGGACUACGCUCUUAUCCAACACUUUCUCCAGGAGUCGGCCAAAGUUGGUGUUUGCACCGCCUAUGCUCAUUUAUACCCCGUAAACCCGAGUGCCCAGGAUCUAGACAAGCUCCUCAAUGCCUCGACUGCAAAGGUUAUCAUCAUUUUUUGCAGUGAAUCAGAUAUGCAACUCAUCCUGCAGGAGAUCCGUCUUCGUAAUUUGACCGACUUGCAGUGGAUUGCUGGAGAAGCCUGGUCCACUGGCACUUCACUGUGGAAAAACAAUGCUGAUCUCCUCAAGGGAACGCUGGGAUUUGCCAUUCAGAGAGCAAAUGUGAUUCCAGGGCUGAAGCAGCAUCUUCUCAACCUGAGCGUUUCCACUGUUCAUAAAUCUGCUCUUUUGACAGAGUUUUGGGAGGAAACAUUUAACUGUUGGCUCAACAAUUCAGUGAAUGGUCGGCCCGAUGGGGUUAAAUACCAAGACAGGCCGCCAUGCACUGGAACAGAGAGUUUGGAAGAUGUUAAUUCCUCCUACACUGAUGUGUCGCAGUUACGGGUUUCUUACAACGUCUACAAGGCAGUUUACUUGGUGGCCCACGCCCUGCAGGACAUGAGUCAGUGUGAAGAUGGAAAAGGUCCUUUUAUCAAUAGAACCUGUUCAGAUCCAAAGAACUUUCAAACCUGGCAGCUUAUUCACUACAUGAGACGUGCUAACUUUUCCCUGAUGGGAGCCAGAGUUUCCUUUGGCGAGAAUGGUGAUCCUGUGGCUUAUUAUGAUCUGAUGAACUGGCACAGGAAUCCAGACGGCUCUCUUAAUCUAGUCAAAGUGGGUUAUUAUGAUGCCUCGCUGCCUGAUGAACGGAGUCUGGUUCUAAACCACUCUCUCAUACAGUGGCCUCAUGGGAAGCAGGCUGUCCGGUCUGUAUGCAGUGAUAGCUGUCCUGCAGGUUUCCGCGUGGCCAGAAAGAAGGGGCUGCCCAUCUGCUGUUACGACUGUGUCCCCUGUGCUGAGGGAGAAGUCAGUAACUCCACUGAUUCACUGGAGUGCAACCGCUGUCCAGUAUUCAUGUGGUCCAAUAAAGCUAGAGACCACUGUGUUCCAAAGACCAUUGAGUUCCUGUCCUUCCAUGAGGUGAUGGGUGCUGUGCUGUGUGGUGUCUCCGUCCUUGGAGCCUGUAUCUCCAUGUCUUUCCUCAUCAUUUUCUUCAGAAACAAGAACACACCAAUAGUUCGAGCCAACAACAUGGAGCUGAGCUUCCUUCUCCUGCUCUUUCUCGCUGUGUGCUUUCUCAUCAGCCUGUUGUUCAUUGGAGAACCUUCAGAUUGGCUCUGUCGUAUCAGGUACCCAGCAUUUGGGAUCAGUUUCGCACUUUGUAUUUCCUGCCUCUUGGCCAAGACGGCAGUGGUCCUCAUGGCUUUCAGGGCCACGCUGCCAGGAAGUAACGUCAUGAAGUGGUUUGGACCCAACCAACAGAGAGCCAGUGUAGUUGUAGGAACAUCCAUCCAGGGACUGAUCUGUCUCAUCUGGCUGGUCACCAACCCACCACAUGCCAACAUCAACAUAGGGUUCCACAGCGCCACCAUCAUCAUGGAGUGUGUCGCCGGUUCAGAAGUUGGAUUCUGGUGUGUCCUUGGAUACAUCGGUGUGUUGGCCUGUGCUUGUCUACUGAUGGCUUUUCUGGCUCGGAAGCUGCCAGAUAACUUCAAUGAAGCCAAGUUCAUCACCUUCAGCAUGUUGAUCUUCUUUGCAGUGUGGAUCACCUUUAUACCUGUUUAUGUCAGCACACCUGGAAAGUUCACAGUGGCCGUUCAUAUUUUUGCCAUAUUAGCUUCAGCAUUUGGACUUCUGUUCUGCAUUUUUGCUCCAAAGUGCUACGUUAUUAUUUUGAGACCGGACAGAAAUAGCAAGAAACACAUGAUGGCACGGUAGAUAUGUAAUGACAAAAAAGAUAUUUUUAUAUCAUGUGUGAUUAGAAUGUUUUUCUCAGAGUGCUGUUAGGCAACUGGACGUGACAUUUUCUCAAGAAGACGAUUCACCUCUCAUCCAAGAGGCUUCUU